Macaca mulatta (Rhesus monkey) is the source of this 497-nucleotide messenger RNA. RefSeq names its product interleukin 2 (gene IL2). Lineage: Eukaryota; Metazoa; Chordata; Mammalia; Primates; Cercopithecidae. Gene Ontology annotation, cellular component: extracellular region. Gene Ontology annotation, biological process: immune response. Gene Ontology annotation, molecular function: growth factor activity; interleukin-2 receptor binding. The record is from RefSeq and is marked provisional.
AUGUACAGGAUGCAACUCCUGUCUUGCAUUGCACUAAGUCUUGCACUUGUCACAAACAGUGCACCUACUUCAAGUUCUACAAAGAAAACACAGCUACAACUGGAGCAUUUACUGCUGGAUUUACAGAUGAUUUUGAAUGGAAUUAAUAAUUACAAGAAUCCCAAACUCACCAGGAUGCUCACAUUUAAGUUUUACAUGCCCAAGAAGGCCACAGAAUUGAAACAUCUUCAGUGUCUAGAAGAAGAACUCAAACCUCUGGAGGAAGUGCUAAAUUUAGCUCAAAGCAAAAACUUUCACUUAAGAGAUACCAAGGACUUAAUCAGCAAUAUCAACGUAAUAGUUCUGGAACUAAAGGGAUCUGAAACAACACUGAUGUGUGAAUAUGCUGAUGAGACAGCAACCAUUGUAGAAUUUCUGAACAGAUGGAUUACCUUUUGUCAAAGCAUCAUCUCAACACUGACCUGAUAAUUAAGUGCUUCCCACUUAAAACAUACCAG